AUGCUUUUAUUGAAGACAUCUUUAGAAAGUCCUAUUAAUCAAGUAGAAGUAUUACCAACACAUGUCGUAAAAUGGGUUUGGGCUGUAUACAUCUCAUUAUGUAUUCCGGAAUUGCAAUGUUUCAUCGGUUCCAUUCAUCGAGCUUUCUUCCGGAAUGUCAAAAAACCAACAUUUGCACAGUUUAUUACUGUUUUUGUCGUAGAAACUUUAAAUGCUAUUGGUGUUGGUAUAUUAGUAUUUAAAAUAUUGCCUAAUUUGGAUGCCAUUACUGGAGCAAUGCUUACUAAUUUUGCAUGUUUUAUGCCAAGCAUUUUGUUGUUAUUAAGUCGUCGACCAAAUCGUUUGGCUAUAUUAUUUAUGGGCGCUGAUAUUCUUUGCAUUAUUGUACAAAUUGUCGCAUUAUGGGCGCUUUCGGUAGCAAUUGAUUUAAAUGUAUUACUUGAAAAAUUUAAAUUUAUUCUUCCAUUAUGUUUAAUAUUAAUAUCACUUGGUUGGUGGCAAAAUUUCGUUCAUAUUGAAAGUGCCUUGUCACCAAUUCGAGCACUAGCACGAUUUGCUGUGACAUUGAAUGAACGACGAUCAAAAAUUUACAUUCUAAUCUCGAUUUGGAAAUGUAUCGUCUAUUUACUUAUGGUAUUACUGGUACUUAACAAUAAUAUCACAUCAAAAGAUCUCUUUGAAAAUGAUCCAUUUGGUGAGAAAUUACUUACAAUAACUGCCCGACAUUUAAAUCAAACUCAAAUUAACAAAUUUUAUGAUCGAAUGGAAUUGGAAUUGGCUAAGAAUGAGAAGAAUGGUGAAGUCCCAACAAAAAAUGCUUUAAAAUUCAUGGGAAUGCAAAUGACAAAACCAUCUUUUGUACUGAAAAAUCAUGGUAAUCGUAAUCUAAUCAAUCAAUGGAACAAUCAUAAUUCCCGAUCCUUUCCGGAUCAAAGCCAAUCAAUACAUCAAUCAACUGUCGUGUCACCAGCAACACAAUUCUUCCCACCACAAAGAAUUAGCAAACAUGAUGAUCAUAAUGUGACAUCUUAUUCAUUAACAGUUAACAAUUUUAAAUCAAAUGAAUCACCUGAGAAUCCUAUAAAAGAAGAAUCUGAAAAGCUUUCUAAAAAUCGAAAGAAGCGAACAAUCGAUGAUGACGAAUAUGAAAUACCACCAAAUACUUAUAAU
Molecule: messenger RNA, 1170 nt
Organism: Loa loa (African eye worm)
Lineage: Eukaryota; Metazoa; Nematoda; Chromadorea; Rhabditida; Onchocercidae
Exons: 7
Cellular component (GO): cell septum; cell periphery
Molecular function (GO): chitin synthase activity
Source: RefSeq, a predicted model, not a curated record